AUGGCUAGUUUUAAAAGGUUAAUAAUGUAUGUAUUAAAUAGAUAAUUAAAUAUGUAUGGAUUUGAGUUUUCAAGGACAUCAGAAGGUUUAAUGAAAUUUUAGCAUAAUCAAUUUGAUAGUAAAAAUAAUGAGGGACUUUAAAUGAAACAAAAUUCAACAAAAAAUUCAUUAACACCAGAUCAAGAAUUAUAUUUGUUAAAAUUACAAGUUAAAGAUAUUUAAAGAAAUCAACAAAUUAUGUAAAGUUAAAUAAGAUAAAUCAUUGAUAGAUAAUAAGAGAUUCAAAAAAAUAUUAAGAAGGCUAUGCUUGUAUUUUUCAUUUAUUAUGAUAGGAUUAUGUAAGAAUAAGAGUUAAUGGAUAAACUAAAGGAAAAAAAGUAGGGAAAUUUGUAUGGAAAUUCCAUCUUAAUAUUACAAAUAAGAAAUACAGUAUAUAUAUAUUGUAUCUUAAAAAUAGAAAGGUUCUUAUAUUAGAAAUGGAAAGAAGCUAAUUCUUUUUAAGAAUGUCCUUGUAUUGGAGAUAUAUCUUAAUAAACCUUUAAAUAAUAAUUCUAUACCUACCCAUUAAUAAAUAACUCAAUAUUUGAUAUCAAAAUCCCAAAUUUAAAUUUAAGAAGUCCUGAAAUUUUAGAACUCUGUGACACAUAAGAUUAAAAUGAGAGUAGUGAUUUGGAUUUAAUGGAAGUUUAAAGUGUUAGUAAUAUAAGUAAUUAUCUUAAUUUGUGA
Molecule: messenger RNA, 726 nt
Organism: Paramecium pentaurelia
Lineage: Eukaryota; Ciliophora; Oligohymenophorea; Peniculida; Parameciidae
Source: the annotation of a GenBank genome assembly